CAGGAAGGAUUCACCUGCAUUAAUAGUUAGCUACAGUUCCAUGCUGAGGGUGCAUUUUAUAGCAGAGAGGUGAACUCUGGUACAAAUAUAAAUGAAAGUUGUCAUUGUGGUAAGACAUCCUUGCGGCUAUAGAUGUAAAACCGCGAUAAGAUAAAGAGAUAUGGGAAUGUCAGAGCACCCAUGAACAUAGCACAAGCUAACUGAAGCUAACUGAGCUAGCUCCGUUGUUGUUGAGGAUGACAGCUGCAGAGGGAGAGAUGCAGAGAAGACCAGAGCGAUGUAAUCUAGAUGUUAGAGGCGCACUUGCAAAGCCAGCAGACCCACAGGAGCCAUGAAGGAGGACUGUGAAGGUGCAGCUUUGUUCCAGGACCUGGACUUUCCCACAGCUGCCUCCUCCCUUUUCUUGGACAGCUCCACACCCAUCGCCAGGCUGCAGCGGGAAAUCACAUGGCUGCGUCCACAGGAGAUCUGCCAGACACCUUCCCUCUUCCCCACCAACCUCAACCUGGCUCAUGCUAAACAAGGUUUGUUGGGAGACUGCUGGUUUCUCUGUGCUUGCACCUUCCUGCUCAACAACCAGCACCUUUUAAACAAGGUACUGCCUCCAAGUCAGCCCCAGUGGGGUAGCAGCGGGUACAAAGGCUCCUUUCAGUUUCUUCUCUGGCAGCAUGGCCGCUGGAUAGAUGUGACCAUCGAUGACCGUCUCCCCUGCAUUAAUUCCUCUCUCUGCUUCUCACGGUGCCACUCCCCCUCUGCCUUCUGGGUAGCUUUGUUGGAAAAGGCUUAUGCCAAGCUUCAUGGUUCAUAUGAACAACUGUGGGCUGGGCAGGUGUCGGAGGCCCUGGUGGAUCUGACGGGUGGUGUCGCAGAGCGCUGGAGUCUAAGGGAAAUUGGGUCACAAGAGGGAAAACUGCGAGCAGAGCAGGACAGUGAUGAAGUCAUGAGGAAAAAGCUGGACCUGAACCUUCUGUGCCGCGUACAAGAAGAGUGUGCACUGAGCUGCUCCACCCGCAGCCCCUCUGGAGGACCCAGCGAGCUAGAUCAGCACCAUGCUCUGACUGUGAUGGAGUGGUUGGAUGUAAGGAAGGUGUCAGGGAGUGAAGUGCGCCUCCUCAGGCUCCGAAAUCCGUGGGGGCGCUGCUGUUGGGCAGGAGAUUGGACUUGGAGCGGUGUUGGUUGGAGUUCCCUCGACCCUGUUUGUGCUGCGGAGCUUCAAGCCAGAAUAGCAGAGGGUGAAUUCUGGUUAGAUGAGGCCGAGUUUACGUCCCAGUUUGAUGACAUCACAGUGGGAUAUCCUAUAAACAAAGAUGGACACUUGAAGAGCAUUUACACAGGAGCCGUUCUCACACACAGCCAUCAGCUGGCUAGCCGCUGGAUAAAGGGCUCCUCUGCAGGCGGCAGCCGAAACACCAGCAGCUACAGCAGCAAUCCCAAGUUCUGGCUCAAAGUGUGUGCAGAAGGCGAGGUGCUGGUAUCGUUGCUGCAGCACCGAAAAUGCAGAAACACGGAAAAAUACUCACAAAGAACCCUUGAAGACAGAAGUAACACAAAGCACCAGCAUUACCAAGCCAUUGCGCUACAUAUGUGGAAGGUGGAAAAGAAGCGUUUUAAUCUGAGCCGGAUGUUAAACAAACCGCCUUGUGCUUCUACUCACUGCCAUUCCUACGAGAGAGAAGUGGUCCUCUCCAGGAAGCUGGAGCCUGGAUACUACCUCCUCAUUCCUAGCACCUACCAGCCAGGAGCUGAGGCCCCUUUCCUCAUCCGGGUCUUUUCCUCCUCUCCUAUAUCACUCAGUGCCCUAAAAAGUCCAGCAUCCUCACUGCCACUGAUGACAGACGGCGAGUGGGAGACAAGUAUCUUCCAUGGCUCGUGGGUGGAGGGAAGGACAGCGGGAGGAAGCAGGAACUUCCCGUCAUACUGGCAGAACCCCAGCUUCCCUUUUGCAGUGUGUGAUGAACCAACAGUGACAUCUGGGGUCAGUGUCAGGAUCACAUUGCACCAAAGCCGCCCUGACACCGAUUUACAUCCUAUUGGCUUUCAUGUUUACAAGGUACUCCAGGAGGAUUCAGAGCAGACAGUAGCCAAAGAUGAGGACCCUGUGGCCAGCUGCACGCCCCACUGUUACACACAGCAUGUCAGCCUGGCCUGCUCUCUUCCUCCUGGAUCUUACACCAUAGUGCCGUCUACCUAUCAGCCCGACUGCUCAGCAAACUUCACAAUCAGCCUGGCUCGCAAAAUACACAGGAAAGUGGUGAAAAGCCAGGAGAAACUUGGGAGCGCUGUUCAUGAGGUCUCUCACAUCUCUUUGAUGAAAACCUAGCUGCCCAGGACUGACGUCAGCCCACCACCCCGCGCCUCUUGGCCCACGAUGAAACGAGCCAUUCCACCGUCAAGCGGCGCUGACCGCAGAAGCCAUGACUGUGUUUUUAUAUAUGGACUAAGAGUGCAGCCGGGCAGGGAGGGGGACAAACCACAGAGGUUUAUGUGCAGCUCCACAAUCAUCUGUGAUUAGGACAUCAGAGGUUGUCGCUGGGCUCUGCUGCUAAUGAAGUAUGACGGCACUGGCUGGUGUAAACAAACAGCGGCCACUGAAGAGUACCGCCACCGCUCUCGCUCAUUCACUCUGUACGCCCGCCGGCCCAGAACAAAGAGUCUUCUCAUGAAGGUCCUCAAAGAGGCAUGGGGGGGGGGAGUCAGGGAUGGUCUGCAGUAGCAGAGCCAACCAAACCAAACCAAACCAAACUACACCACACUGUACCAACCUAGAAUUUCCCAGGCAUUCCUUCCCCCAAAAUACGUUAUUGUAUUGUUUGUUCCAUAAGGCAAACACGUUUACAAUCAGCAAACCAAAAAAUGUAAAAUAAAACCUUAAUUGUUGAACCAAACUUAUAGAUCUAGUUCCCAUACUCACCCUUCACCUCCCUUUUUAGUCCCUUAGAUUUGGUCCAGAGCUCUUCCGGCACGGAGCUGCUGUUUGAAGUAACCGCAAGGACAGAGUGUAGGGGGUGACAAGAGAAAUGCAGCAUAUCAAACGA
Cyprinodon variegatus (sheepshead minnow) is the source of this 3035-nucleotide messenger RNA. It is a transcript of the gene capn10, whose product is annotated as calpain 10. The transcript has 13 exons. Gene Ontology annotation, biological process: proteolysis. Lineage: Eukaryota; Metazoa; Chordata; Actinopteri; Cyprinodontiformes; Cyprinodontidae. Gene Ontology annotation, molecular function: calcium-dependent cysteine-type endopeptidase activity. Bases 332 to 2320 code for a protein of 662 amino acids. The record is from RefSeq and is a predicted model, not a curated record. Gene Ontology annotation, cellular component: cytoplasm.